GCCCCGCCCCUCCCAGGGUGGGCGGCCCCGGGGCGUCCCACCCAGCGGCGGCGGCACCGGGCACCGGACAUCGAUGACCAUGAGCAGGCGGCUCGCUAUGGAGCUGGAGGAGGUGCGGCGCUGGGGCGGGGUCCGCGACCUGCACUUGGUGGACCGUGAUGUGCUGCGCUGGAGGGGACUGCUGCUACCUAACAAUCCCCCCUACAACGCGGGUGCCUUUCGCUUCGAGCUGGCCUUCUCCCCACAUUACCCCCUUGUGCCUCCUCGUGUCACGCUUCUCACCAGCAUCCACCACCCUGGUGUGGGCCCCGACGGCACCGUGUGCCAGCCCCUCACUUCCCCUGAGAGCUGGGAGCCGGUCACCUGCGCCACGCACGUGCUGCAGGACCUGCUGCUGCUGCUCGACAACCCCGGCACCGAGCGGGUGCUGCGCCCUGAGCUGGCCCGUGAGCUGAGCGAGAGGCCCGAGGCCUUCCUGCACCAGGCAGAGGAGCACACCCGUCGCUAUGCCGAGCCGCGCCCCGACACCCCUGGACCCUGAUCCCCCACCUCAGAGCCCCCUGCCCUGUACAUAAAGCUCCCACUUCAA
Molecule: messenger RNA, 589 nt
Organism: Phasianus colchicus (ring-necked pheasant)
Lineage: Eukaryota; Metazoa; Chordata; Aves; Galliformes; Phasianidae
Product: ubiquitin-conjugating enzyme E2 L5-like
Source: RefSeq, a predicted model, not a curated record